Messenger RNA from Phacochoerus africanus (Common warthog), 1924 nucleotides. RefSeq names its product interferon regulatory factor 7 (gene IRF7). Gene Ontology annotation, cellular component: nucleus. Gene Ontology annotation, biological process: immune system process; regulation of transcription by RNA polymerase II. The coding region runs from base 413 to 1876 and encodes 487 amino acids. The record is from RefSeq and is a predicted model, not a curated record. NCBI's taxonomy places the organism in Eukaryota, Metazoa, Chordata, Mammalia, Artiodactyla, Suidae. The transcript is spliced from 8 exons. Gene Ontology annotation, molecular function: DNA-binding transcription factor activity, RNA polymerase II-specific; protein binding; RNA polymerase II cis-regulatory region sequence-specific DNA binding.
AGCCGGGCGGGCGGGGCAGGGAGGGGGCGCCGGCCGCCCCGCGGCCCAGCUGGUUAGGUUUCGUUUUCCUGCGACACGCGGUUUCGUUUCCUUGCGGUCGUCGCUCCCCCGCAGGGCCCACCCCGGGCGCCAGCUCGACACCUGUGGCCCCUGUGCGCCCGCCCUCCACGUCUGCAGUCACGCCCAUCGCCGCCUUGGCCAACACUCACCUGGGCAACGUCGUGGCCAGAGCCCUCAACCCCCAUCUGUGACCCCAACACCCGUGACACCUUGCCACACUACCUGUGGUGUGUGGUGACACACGCGCAGCUCUCCUCUCACCUGCGGUUAACACCUGCCUGCCCCCGUGGCCAGAGCUCUCGCCGCGGAGGCCAAGCCAGUGUCUCCACGCCCAGUCCUUGCAGAGGGAGCAAUGGCCGCGGCUCCUGACAGGGGGUGCCCACGCGUGCUCUUCGGGGACUGGCUUCUGGGCGAAGUCAGCAGCGGCCGUUACGCGGGGCUGCGAUGGCUGGAUGAAGCCAGAACACGGUUCCGCGUGCCCUGGAAGCACUUCGCCCGAAAGGACCUGGGCGAGGCCGACUCGCGCAUCUUUAAGGCCUGGGCCGUGGCCCGCGGCAGGUGGCCGCCCCGCAGCAGCGAAGGUGCGCAGCCGAUCCCCGAGGGUGCCCUCCGCGCCUCCUGGAAGACCAACUUCCGCUGUGCCCUGCACAGCACGCGGCGCUUCGUGAUGUUGCAGGACAACUCGGGGGACCCCACUGACCCUCAUAAGGUGUACAUGGUCAACCCCGAGCUGGGGCGCGGAGAAGGCCCCGGCUUCAACCCGGGGGAAGAGGAGGCCCUCGAGGAUGCCCCACCCCCAAGGGGUGAGCUUCCCGGGCUGCGCCCGGCAGCACAUACUGGUGAGAGGCUGAGGCACGAGCUGGCCAGGCCGAGCCCUGCACCCUGCACCCCAAGCCCAGCUGGAGAUGGUGGGGACCUCCUGCUCCAGGCUCUGCAGCAGAGCUGCAUGGAGGGCCAUCUGCUGGAAGCUGCAUGGGGGGUGGAUCUGAUCCCCCCCGAGGUUCCAUAUGCAGGCCCACCCCCAGCCCCGGUGCCCUGGAAGCCCCAAGAGGCGGAGCCCUGCACCACACUCUACCCCCGUGUCUGUACGCGGAUGGCGGGCGAGCGGGGCGCGGCCAGUCCCAGCUGCUCACAGCUCGGUCUGCACGCAAGGCCCAGCUUGGAGGCCCUGGACUUGACCAUCAUGUACAAAGGUCGCACGGUGCUGCAGGAGAUGGUGGGGGGCCCCAGCUGUGUGCUCCUGUACGGGUCUCCGGGCCUGGCUGGCGCGGCUGCAGAGCCCCAGCAGGUAGCCUUCCCCAGCCCCGCUGAGCUGCCUGACCAGAAGCAGCUCCACUACACAGAGAAGCUGCUGCAGCACGUGGCCCCCGGGCUGCAGCUGGAGUUCCGGGGACCCAAGCUGUGGGCCCGGCGCCUGGGCAAGUGCAAGGUCUACUGGGAGGUGGGAGGGCCCCUGGGCUCUGGCAGCCCCUCCACCCCCGCCUGCCUGCUGCCCCGAGACUGCGACACCCCCAUCUUCGACUUCGGCACCUUCUUCCAAGAGCUGGUGGAGUUCCGGGCCCGCCGGCGCCAGGGCUCCCCACACUACACUAUCUACCUGGGCUUCGGGCAGGACCUCUCCGUGGGGAGGCCCAAGGAGAAGAGCCUCGUCCUGGUGAAGCUGGAGCCAUGGCUGUGCCGGACACAGCUGGAGAGCGUGCAGCGUGAAGGCGUGUCCUCCCUGGACAGCGGCAGCCUCAGCCUCUGCCUGUCCCCCUCCAACAGCCUCUAUGACGAGCUGGAGCGCUUCCUGAUGGAGGUGGAGCAGCCGGCCUAGGGUGGACCCUGGACCCCUCCCAAUCCAAUAAAAAGAUUCCAAGACCCA